UCAGGAGGUGCUGGCAGCUAGUCAGUUAGAGAUGCAGGAGUUCAGAGGGAAGGGACCUGGCUGAAGAUGAAAAGUGCUCUCUCAUUUGCAUCUCUUCACAAUGAAGCUGUGGGUGUGGUGAGAUCUGUGGGAGAGAAGAAAGAGUUGCCAGCCAGCAGCUGAGGCCUGCUGGCUUAUAAGGAUCAGCUGGAGGACUGGACCCCAUCAAGGGGAGGAGAGGGAAGAGGAGGAGGAGGAGCAGAGGUUUGAACAAAAUCCAGCUGCCUAAGGGCUGACUGGAGCAGGAGCUGAGGUCGCCUUUGUUGUCCUACUACAAGGAAGGCAGACUUCCUUCCUUCCAAAUGGGCCCUUCCUUUUACCGAGUUCUCCUAUGGGUUGGCUUCACUGCUCCAAUCUUCUGCGUGUCCUUAUCCAAUUCCAAUCCCGGCAACAGAGAGUCCCCCCGCCCUCCCUCCAUGAAGAGCAACCCAGCCUCUAAGGUGUCUCCCAGCAACACCAUGUUCGCCUUCUCCCUGUACCGGAGAUUGGUUCAGGAAAGCCCAGGUCAGAAUGUCCUCUUUUCUCCUGUGAGUAUCUCUACCUCCCUGGCCAUGCUGUCCCUGGGGGCCCGCUCAGCCACCAAGACGCAGAUCCUCCGCAGCCUUGGCUUCGACCUCAUGGGCAUGCCAGAGCCCACCAUCCAUCUGGGCUUCGAAUACCUGGUCCACUCACUGAAUGCAUGCCACAAAGACCGGGACUUGCGGAUGGGCAGUGUUCUCUUCAUCAGGAAGGAGCUGCAGCUGCAGGCCAAUUUUCUGGACCGGGUCAAGAAGCUUUAUGGGACAAAAGUCUUUUCUGAAGACUUCUCAAACGCUGUCACUGCCCAGGCACGGAUCAACAGCUAUGUGGAGAAGGAGACCAAAGGGAAGGUGGUGGAUGUAAUCCAAGACCUUGACUCUCAGACCGCCACGGUCCUGGUGAACCAUAUCUUCUUUAAAGCCAACUGGACACAGCCCUUCAGUGCUGCAAACACCAUCAAGAGCUUCCCGUUCCUUCUGAGCGAGGGCACCACUGUGCACGUUCCCAUGAUGCAACAGACGGAGCUGUUUGCUUUUGGAGUGGACAGAGAGCUGGGCUGCACUGUGCUACAGCUGGACUACAGGGGAGAUGCCGUGGCCUUCUUCAUCCUCCCUGGCAAGGGCAAGAUGUGGGAGCUGGAGAAGAGCCUGUCAGCCAGGAGGCUGAGAAAGUGGAGCCGCUCACUCCAGAAGAGGUGGAUCAAAGUGUUCAUCCCCAAAUUUUCCAUUUCUGCUUCCUACAACCUGGAAACUAUCCUCCCCAAAAUGGGGAUCCGCGACGCCUUUGACGCAAAUGCUGACUUUUCCGGAAUUACAAAGACACGCUUCCUGCAGGUUUCUAAAGUUGCUCACAAGGCUGUGCUAGACGUCAGUGAAGAGGGGACAGAAGCUGCGGCUGCCACCACCACCAAGCUUAUAGUCCGCUCAAGAGACACCCCUUCUUCGGUCAUCUCCUUCAAUGAGCCCUUCCUGAUACUGCUUUCAGAUAAAAGUACAGACUCCCUUCUCUUUCUAGGGAAAGUUGAAAAUCCCACGAAGAUGUAGGUGGGAAGUGAACUGUUGCCUGGUCUCACACUGGUGAUGCACAAGAAACAAGGCAUAUAUUAGGUGGUGCUUGCUGGGUGAUACCAAGACUUGCUUCUUUGCUUGAGGCUCUCUUGACUCCAACAGGGGUACAUUUGCCUCAGGGAUGGCACUCUGGAGCCCAGGGAUGGGCUCCAUCAGCCCAGUGGCAACAGAGCCUGGUCACCCCAACAGUGGACCCUCUCACUUGUUCUCCCACACAGCCUUUUCUGGGACAAUGGCAGGGCAGGGGCGGGGGGGGGGGAUGUCCAUCCCUCCGAGCUCUCUGGAAUGAUGGCACACAGAGCUCUGUGUCCUUACUUUUAUCGCUGGCUUCCAGCACUGCAUUCAAUAAACCUGAGAUGUGAACAUAGUGA
This is a messenger RNA of Peromyscus leucopus (white-footed mouse), 1996 nucleotides long. It is a transcript of the gene Serpina9, whose product is annotated as serpin family A member 9. The record is from RefSeq and is a predicted model, not a curated record. The transcript is spliced from 5 exons. Bases 342 to 1601 code for a protein of 419 amino acids. NCBI's taxonomy places the organism in Eukaryota, Metazoa, Chordata, Mammalia, Rodentia, Cricetidae. Gene Ontology annotation, molecular function: serine-type endopeptidase inhibitor activity. Gene Ontology annotation, biological process: negative regulation of endopeptidase activity.